Molecule: messenger RNA, 1605 nt
Organism: Annulohypoxylon truncatum
Lineage: Eukaryota; Fungi; Ascomycota; Sordariomycetes; Xylariales; Hypoxylaceae
Product: general substrate transporter
Exons: 4
Coding region: 1-1605 (534 amino acids)
Biological process (GO): carbohydrate transport; transmembrane transport
Cellular component (GO): membrane
Molecular function (GO): carbohydrate:proton symporter activity
Source: RefSeq, a predicted model, not a curated record
AUGCGUAAAAUUUUGCUCAUCCACGAUGACUCGGCCUUCCCGGCCCCGAAUGAGGUAUACAACUGGAAGAUAUACGCUUUAGCUAUAUGUGCCUCAAUGGGGUCAGCAAUGUUCGGUUAUGACUCUGGCUUUAUAGGUGGCGCGAUAACGUUGCCCUCCUUCGUGUCCAAGUUUGGCUUAGGUACUUCGUCGUCAGAGCAAUCAGCCGCAUUGUCCGCCAACAUCCUCAGCACCUUUCAAGCGGGAUGUUUCUUCGGCGCCAUCUUCAUGUCCUUCUUGGCCGAAAAGUUUGGCCGCAAGUUCCCCCUCAUUGCCUGUGGAGUGGUCUUCAAUGUUGGCACUAUUAUCCAGGUGGCUUCUACCGGCUCCCUAGGCAUGAUAUAUGCCGGUCGAGCUCUAACAGGCCUUGGUGUUGGGGCAGCAACUCUUGUCGUUCCACAGUAUAUAUCUGAAUGUUCGCCUCCCGCUAUUCGAGGCCGCCUGGUGGGUAUAUUCGAGACAGUUUGCCAGUUUUCCCAAAUCAUAGGAUUUUGGAUAAACUAUGGGGUUAAUGAAAACAUACCCGGUACAUCGGAUGCCCAGUGGAGAAUCCCCUUUGCACUGCAGCUUGCUCCGGGAACCUUGCUCGUCAUACUCAUGCUGCUCCAUCCCGAGUCACCACGUUGGCUCAUUAAGACUGGAGAUACGGAUAAAGCGAUAAAGAUCCUUAGCAGUAUUCGCUCUCUACCGCAAGACGAUGGAUAUAUUGCGUGGGAAGUUGGUUCUAUCAAACAGCAGCUUCAUGACGAAUCUGAACUGGGUGCCACACGCCCUCUCAGUGCGAAGUUGAAAGAGAUCAUGCAGAGGGGUAACCGCGUCCGAUUAAUCCUGGGGAUGAGCAUAAUGAUGCUACAGAACUUGAGCGGCAUCAAUGCGCUCAAUUAUUACUCCCCGAAGAUUUUCAAAUCCAUUGGCUUUUCGGGAACCAGUGUCGGUCUUUUGGCUACGGGAGUCUUUGGCAUCGUCAAGGCCAUGACAACCUUGAUAUUCAUAUGUUUCGGGAUUGACACUCUAGGACGCCGAAACCCCAUUUUGAUCGGCUCGGCUGGCGCAAUAAUUGCGAUGUUCUAUCUCGGCGCGUACUCGAAAGUGUCUGGUUCUUUCGAGCACACCGUUGUGCAAGACGGCGGCGCUUACGUCGCGAUCGUUAUGGUCUACGUAUUCGCCGUGUUCUAUGCUAUUUCUUGGAAUGGUAUCCCUUGGGUGUUCUGCGCCGAGAUAUUCCCAACGGGAAUUCGAUCCUUGUGUCUUCUCUUCACCACAUGUACACAAUGGUUGGGCCAAUUCAUCAUCGUGUACUCCACUCCUUACAUGAUGACGAAUAUCACAUAUGGGACAUUUUUCUUCUUUGGAAGCUUCUUGAUUGUUGGUGCUUUGGUAGUUUUCUUCUUUAUGCCAGAGACAAAAGGACUGUCCCUCGAAGAGAUGAACGUAUUAUUCAACGUCAAAGGGCUCGCUAUCACUCAACGAAAGAAAGCAGACGAGAUAAUUGCUUCGCAGCGGGCUGCGGAGAAUGUCACCGACUUGAAGGACGACGCAGAGCAUUCUAAUGUUGAGGGGGUUUAG